Penicillium salamii is the source of this 1317-nucleotide messenger RNA. The record is from the annotation of a GenBank genome assembly. Lineage: Eukaryota; Fungi; Ascomycota; Eurotiomycetes; Eurotiales; Aspergillaceae.
AUGACCGAUUCUUAUCGCCCCGGCCUGCAGCCGGUCUCCCAUCUCAAGGCUGGGCCGACAACCUCUAGCUCCAGAUCCACCGCGCUGCCAUCCACAACGACACUACAACCUCCGUCGCGUCCUUCCUCCCGGCUGCGCUCCAAGCGAAUAUCGAACAAAGAUGAUGCAGAUGCAGCCAGUGAAAAGGCCACUACUGCCCUCAUCAGACGCGUCCUGUGCCCUCAGAAUAGCAGUUAUGGAGCGUCUUCUCCACAGCCUCCGGAAGAGCUGUUACCUCCCCUCACGAGCUCCAAUGACGUCGACCGUCAACUUUAUGCACUCCUCGCCAUAAUAAUAAAAGAAUUUGUCUACUCGUGGUACUCCAAAAUCACUUCUGACCAGGCUCUUGUGAAUGAAGUCCUACAAGUAAUCGCACAUUGCACGCGUGCACUUGAACAAAGGCUGCGCCAAAUCGACGUUGCACAACUGGCCCUGGACGAAAUUCCAAUGCUUGUGGAAGCACAUGUACACUCGUACAGGCUGGCUAGGCGACAGUCACAUUUGUCUGGUCUACCCACGUCACACCGUGCUCUCUUUCAUGAGCUUAACCCACACCCUGGUCUAUCUCCCGUGCCUGAUGCAGAAGAUCCAGACACGAUCACCGAGCAGAGCGAGAAUGAAGCAGCGUAUCGAAGGCUACUAGCUAAUGGCAGUCUGGCGGUUUUACUACCUACCGAAGACCUUGAGAACAGUAGCCUCAGAGCUUUGGUAGUCGAUGUCAUAGCUGACCUCAUCUUGGGCAAUCAAAUCAGCGGCCGAGCAUGCGAAGGGUGGUUCAUUUGGGAAACUAUAGCCAAACUCGCCGUUCGAGGGGAUAAGAACCAACCGGAUGACACCAAGGGUGCCCCGGACUCGCAAAUCAACCGAUUGGAGAAGUUUGGCCUACUCUCGACCGAGGACGAGGUCCAGCCAUCGGCGUCAUUGCCCGCCACGGCCUGGAUAUGGAACGUUCUGCAAACUAUCUACAUCGGUUACGUCGCCUUGCGUUUCAUUGCGAUUGGCCUCUUCCGUGUCGCAUCGAGUCCAGGCCCCUCGCACGGUGUUGGUGUCUCAGUUGCCUCUACGGCAUUCGAGGGCCAGAAGAACGGUGGGAUCGAUAGCAGGGACGUCACAAGUAAGCGCCCAGUGCUGGACUAUCGGGUAUAUUCCAUGGUUUCGCGAAUACUAGGGGUUCCUCGGAGGAUGCCAUGGUUGAGUGGGUUGCUCGCUCUCUUCCAACACCUUAUUCUGGCAGGCCCAGGCAGGGUCGGUGAGACGGACGGGGUACUUGAUAGGUGA